This is a messenger RNA of Calliphora vicina (urban bluebottle blowfly), 585 nucleotides long. RefSeq names its product CDGSH iron-sulfur domain-containing protein 3, mitochondrial. Lineage: Eukaryota; Metazoa; Arthropoda; Insecta; Diptera; Calliphoridae. The transcript has 4 exons. Gene Ontology annotation, cellular component: mitochondrion. The record is from RefSeq and is a predicted model, not a curated record. Gene Ontology annotation, molecular function: 2 iron, 2 sulfur cluster binding. The coding region runs from base 88 to 498 and encodes 136 amino acids.
AUUCAUUCUUCUUCUUGUAUAGAAAAUUAUCUUGGAGAAUUUUAAGUAGAAAUCAGUUUUCAGUUUGAUUUUUUGUAUUUAUAUCAAAUGCAGCCCUUACUAAGAAAUACUCGUCCCUCCCUGGGACUUAUUCAACGUUUCUAUUGCACCCCCAAAAAAGGAGCCGGUGAAACCAAAACCAUACCCAAAAAUGUGUUGGAAGGCAAUCAAACCGCACAAUUGCAAGCUGAAAAUGGUGCUGUUUUCGAUAAGAAACCAUUUAAACUUCAUUUAGAUCAAAACAAAGUAUACAGUUGGUGUUUGUGUGGCAAGUCGAAAAGCCAGCCCAUUUGUGAUGGUACACAUAAAAAUGAAUUUUUGAAAAUUAAAUUGAGGCCCAUCCGUUUCAAAGUGGAAAAAACUGGAGAUUACUGGCUGUGCAACUGUAAACACACAAAACAUCGCCCCUUCUGUGAUGGCACCCACAAACAGCCCCAUAUUCAAUCUGCUGUCAGAUAAUUGAAUUUAUUACCUGCAGUUUUGUAUAUUAAAUUCACAUAAUUGUUUCCUUUGUUAUGAAUAAAGUUUUUCGCUCGAAAUAAAAAA